UGACAUCUGACAUUUACGUGACAACACGUCGAAAAUGGCUGACUCGGGGCCAAGUAAAAGCGAUAUUGAAGCAGUUUUUCAAAGAUUACGAGCCAUACAGGCUAAUAAAGUAUGUUUCGACUGCAACGCGAAGAAUCCUACGUGGUCGUCGGUGACGUACGGGGUGUUCAUCUGCCUGGACUGCUCCGCCGUGCACCGCAGCCUCGGCGUGCACCUCACGUUCGUGCGCUCCACGCAGCUCGAUACCAACUGGACAUGGAAGCAGCUGCGCAACAUGCAGCUGGGCGGGAAUGCCAACGCCACUCAGUACUUCCGCACAAACGGCCUGAAGACGGAGGACGCGCGGCAGAAGUACAGCUCGCGCGUGGCCGAGAUGUACCGACAGAAGCUCAGCACCAUGUCUGAGCAGGCCAUGAACACCUAUGGGACCAAGCUCCACAUAGACCCCGCGCCAGCAGAGGCGAAGGAAACAAAGGAGGUAGAGUCGGAUUGGUUUGCUGAGACCACCGCCACCUCACUCGGCACUAACUCUAACCUGCAUGCCCCACCCCAGGUGGACAACAAACCAGAGGCGCUGAGCUCCGGACAGCGACUGUGGGAGUCGCCCGCGCAGUCUACUGCACGCAAACCUCAGCCCAAGCGAACCACGUUGGGAGCCCGCAAAGGCGGCCUAGGCGCCACCAAGGUCGCCGCCAACUUCGAGGACAUGGAGCGCGAAGCCAUGAUGGCCGAGAAGCUGAAGGCCGAAGCGACACAAUCACAGUCGACCGCCGGCAUCGAGCAAGUAGAGCAGGAGGUGGCGAGUCUGCGGCUGGCGUACAAUGCGGCCCCCCGCAAGGCGGAGGCCGACCGGCUCGGGAUAGCUGCGGCUCACAGGGGGACCUCACACGGUGUAUCACAUUCUGCCACGUCCGAUAUGACAAUAAUAGAACAGGAGGGCUCGCCGGCGCACAACACGAGGUCUACGCUGGACGAACUCGAUGACUUCAACUCUGUCUUCACAAUGAUCAGGAACGAGCCAUACAGCACCGGCCGCGGUCUGGACUCGCUGCUCGGCGACGCGCACGCGCACGCGCACGCGCACGCGCAAGGACGCGCGCGCGCGCUGUCCGCGUCGUGGGAGAACAUCGAGCCGGAACCGUCGCGCACGGUCCACACCAUGUUCUCCCCCACGGAGGAGCGCUCCCCCGCCCCCGCGCCCGCCCCCGGCCCCGGCCCGGGCCGGUCCCGCGGCGCGCGCAGGCCUCCGGCCGCGGAGGACGACUCGGCCGUCAAGAAGUUCGGCUCCGCCAAGGCUAUUAGCUCGCAGCAGUUCUUUGGCGAACAGGACAACCGAUUCGAGCGCGACGCAAACCUGUCCCGCUUCCAGGGCAGCAGCAGCAUCAGCUCCGCCGAAUACUUCGGCCGCCCCGAGCGCACUCCCCAGCCCUCCUUCGCCGUCUCGGCGCCUCAGCUCGAUGAGGUGCGCGAGUCCGUCCGCGCCGGCGUGACCCGCGUGGCGGGGCGGCUCUCCUCGCUCGCCACCGGCGUCGUGUCCUCCAUCCAGGAGCGCUACGGCUACUGAUGUCGCCUCUUUAUAAUAUAUACAGUAUACAGCAUACAGCGAGCGAGCGGGACACAACCAUAUAUUAUAUCACACGCACGAUCUGUUGCAGACCCGACUUAAUAAUUGUAUUUUAACAUAACGAAGAUUACGGGCUAUUUAAGAGUUCUCUGCCUUUUCGCCGAAAAUUGUAUUGCAGAAUUUCACUUGGCAACCAACUUUUCGCCAAAGUUUCAUUUGGGCGAAUUUCAUUUCCCAACUCCCAAACCCAACCUAGUACGUCAUUUUCAUUUCGCAACUAUGGGGUUGGGAAAUGAAAUGGUUGCGAAAUAAUUAUUUGGUAACGGUUGGUUUGUCAAAUGAAACUUUGGCGAAAAGUUAGUUGCCAAGUGAAAUUCGGCAAUACAAUUUUCGGCAAAAAGAGAGUACAGCAUAUUUAAGCCAUAGACAAAGACACAGUAAAACGCGAAAAGUAGUGAAAAAAAAAACUGAAUUGGCAGCCGUUAUUGCUUGAUAACCUAGUACCGUCUACUUCCAAUUAUCUGCUGUCGUUUUGUCUACGGUGAAAUCGAGCGUUAAUCUUACGAAUAUACAAUAUGUAACAUGAUUGUUGUAAAUGUGAAUAUUAUGAUAUUAAAAGUGGCACAUACUGGUAUUCGACAGUUGACAUUAAAGCGUUUAUAAAAAACAAAUGCAAAAUGUACUGUGAAAUCGCAUUUAUUAACAUUCUAUAUCUAACAUUGAGUUUAAAUAUUAUUAGUCAACAAGCCUAUAAUGGUCACUCUUUCAUCGUCUGUUAUUGUGCCAUUGUGGUCGUGCGUUCUAUAAAUAAUGUGAGUGCGAAAGAACCAUAUAUUUCGCUAAGUAUUGAAACUGUGUAAGUUAUUUAAAAAAACACGUAAUCGCUCUUAGAUCUUCUGUCGCCUGCCAGCUUCCAGAAGUUCACGAAAAAAUCACGAAUCACUAUGUAAAUAUUGUAAUAUAACAUUUGUAUAUCAUAUAUAGUUCUAAACAGCCACUACUCAGAAAUACAGUCGAGUAGAAAAUAACAGUAAAAUGUAUUUUGAGAAAGCAAUGGCAAAUAUAACUCCUGUAAUAACAAUAACGUAUCGAAUUAUUAUUUACUUGACUGUAUUAUUGCUCAAAUUGGGGUUCUGGUCGGUGGCUACCAUAUCUUUCACGUAGAUUGCUAAAAAUUUUCAUCACACUUGCUUGUAAUGUAUGUUUUUCCACGCAUGCGUACAGGGAGAGGGAAUAAUAGAUUUUUCUUUUGAAUCUAUGUAUUAAUAAGUUUUACUGUAUUAAAGUGUAGCACUCAUACAUUUUAUUUAACUAAGUUGGAAACACUGUUAAAAUUAUAUCAAUCACUUAUGAUACAAAGUAUGGUUAAUUAUCGAACGUGUUAAACGUGCCUGUAUAAUGAAAUGUAUGAAUGAGUCUUUGCCUGGAUACUUCAUGUCAAAAAUUACCAAAAUGGCGGACCAAAUGUAUUCUUUGUGUACCUUCUUCUUUCUCUUUUCCUGUUACCCCCUGCUGGGGUGUAGGGCUCGAAUCUUAAUCUUUAUGUACCUAAGGUUUUUAGUCCACUAAGCAAAAUGUGAGACGCAAAUACACAUUGGACUAAGUAAUUGUACAGGUGGAAAUUACUACCCUAAUUAACAUUAUUUUGGCUUAAAAAUGUAUAUCAUCACAAGUGUGAUGAAAAAUAUCAUUUGCAGAUGUAAUUAUAAUCAUCAUUUUGUGUUAGUCUGUGGCGAUAACUGUAACCUUAUUACUGUGAGAAUGUCUAUGUUCAGUUAAGAGUUGGUGUUAGGUCACCGUGGGGCAUUAUUGUUUGAUUGUUUGUUGCAUUCCUUGAUGUUUAACGCACAACCCUUUAUGUGUGUGUGUGUGUGUGGUUCAGAAAAUGGCAGCAAUUGCUAUGCGUAUGUUCAAAAAGAAAAAAACUCGGGAUUACUUUCUCAUAAGGGCUUGUACUGCCAAAUAAUAUUUGGCACAGCGAAGCGUGAAAAUACAUCUGACACAAUUUAUUUCAAAGAAACAUUUUAUAACCAGUUUUUGUAGUCACAGAAGCGUGUCAUAUUUUUGUGCGUUUCGUUGCGUUGAUUUCCACUUCGCGUCGCUAAUUCUGCUGCUCACUGUACAUUAACGCCCACUCUACACGACACAGCUUGACCCUUGAUGUCCCCCCUGGAUGCGUCAACGACGUUUAUAACCUCAAAAUUCAAAUAAGGUUUAUAUUAGCUCGCUUACGCCCAUAAUCUUGGCGUGUGAGAGAUGUCAUUCCAGAUCUAGAGCAGAGCCCAACUGGGGAAGUACCUCCACCUUACAGAAAACUGCAGCCAAAUAACACUAGACCCUACUCAUAGUGUUGUGUUCCUGCCGGUGAGUAAGGUUGCCAGAGCUCAACGAGGGAGAGGAGUGUUAGGGUCGGCAACGCGCAUGUAACUCCUCUGGAGUUGCAGGCGUACAUAGGCUACGGUGACUGCUUAACAUCAGGCGGGCCGUAUGCUUGUUUGCCACCGACGUAGUAUAACAAAAAAAUGUUUUUGUAUAAGUUAUGUCCCUAUGACGUUCAAAGGGUACAGUCAAGUUGUUUCGUGGAGAGGGGCGUAUAAAUUAGUUUUAUAUUUAUUUUAACGCAAUCAUUUGGUGAUAGGAGGCGCGUCGCUCACAGCUGGAUAAACCUUUUCGACGUCGUGUCAAACACAAAAGCUGUCACUCGGACGCCACGUCACCGAAGUGUCAAAACUGAAAUUGAACUUUAUGCACACGCACGUAGGUCUAUGUUGCUCUGUGGUCUUUGACCGAUUAAUCCGUCUUUGGCGUUGGACCUGCGGUGCCGAUAUAUCCGUCAUUGGCGUCCAAAAGGUAAAACAUUUUAUGUUAUAAAAAUAUAAUCCAAACACAAUCAAUUCACUGCCCAUUUCUAGUUUACAGUUAUCUUUGCAGGCAUAUUAUCCGUCCCUUACAAACCAUAAAAUUUUCAUACGAGAUAAAAAAAAAGUUUACAUAUUAUUGACUGCAUCAGCUGUGAGCGAGACGCGCUAUAGCUGUACGUUAUCGUUAGUUGUAUUGUACGCAUUUAGUUCAUUGUAAUUAUUCCCUAUCCUAUAGCUCCCACUCUCAACUCUACCCCCAUAUCCGUAAUGUUCAAAGUCGAUUGUCGGGAGCUAUUGACGGCAUUGUCUCGUACAGUCGCCAUCAGAUAUAUCGGAGCGGCCGAGGUGUUCAAAAAUAUAUGAACACGCACUCUAACGCCUCGACAAUAAGGCGUGUUCAGACAUUUGUGAGCACCUCGGCCGCUGCGAUAUAUCUGAUGGCAACUGUACUAACUCUGUUAACUGAAUUUGAACCUUACUGCAAGAUCAUAGGGUCCAAUGGUCAGUUAGCACUGUUAGUAUUAUUUUGUAUUAAUAAGUAGUUUACAUGGAUGGUGAAGUGCAAUGAGAAUAGUUUAUGUAGUCGAUUCGCCUCGCGUUCUCCGACUUGUUUUCCACAAUUAUUUGAUUAUUUGUGAACUUUAUUGUGAAGACAUUAAGGUUUACUAUUGGUCACUUAGGACUGUACCAUCGUAUGUUAACUGACGAUGUCUACGAUGGCCAGUUAAAUGUUGAACUACCCCCUUAUUCAUAAACGUCUUACUAAAGUUGAGACGCCGCUAAUAAUCGUUUGUCCCUUUCUAUCAUACCAAUACGUCGGAAAGGGACACGAUUAUUAGCGGCUUGACAACUUUAGUAGACGUUUAUGAAUAAGGGGGUUAGUAUUUACUUACAACUAUAGUCGUCUACUUGCUCCUGGUGUCUGUAAGUGGCAUACAAAUAAGUAGUAUUAACCUUUCAUGUGUGUCUCGGGCCCGUUUCUCAAAAGCUUGUAACUUGUAAUACAAGCGGAUGUCACUUUUUGACUGUAAUCUGUAUAGAGCAGAAUAAUAUGACUCAAAAUUGGGUCAGAAUCCUUCUCAUACACAGACAAGAGGUUGAUGAAAUGAAUUGUCGUUAUAGCUAGCAUAAUCCUUACUGUUUUAUUUUAAUACAUUUGUAUAGAAUUAAGGUAUUUUUGAUUUUCACAAGAUAUUAAUAUGACUUGCUCGAACCAUUCGUUAGUAUUUAGACACAUGCAUAGGAGAGGCGCGCGGCGGUCGAGCAAUCUCUUCCAGACAACGCGAGGAGUAAUUGUUUGGCAUUUCCUUGAGCAGUUAUUAACGAUUGUGUAAAAUAAUGAUAAUCAUAGUUUUGUUUUUAGAAAAUGAUUAUUGAUAUAAAUAUACAAAAUUAUAUUUGCAAA
Cydia strobilella is the source of this 5830-nucleotide messenger RNA. RefSeq names its product ADP-ribosylation factor GTPase-activating protein 3 (gene ArfGAP3). The transcript has 11 exons. The record is from RefSeq and is a predicted model, not a curated record. Lineage: Eukaryota; Metazoa; Arthropoda; Insecta; Lepidoptera; Tortricidae. Gene Ontology annotation, molecular function: GTPase activator activity. Bases 35 to 1564 code for a protein of 509 amino acids. Gene Ontology annotation, biological process: COPI coating of Golgi vesicle.